This is a messenger RNA of Drosophila ananassae, 1073 nucleotides long. RefSeq lists its product as uncharacterized. Gene Ontology annotation, molecular function: DNA binding. NCBI's taxonomy places the organism in Eukaryota, Metazoa, Arthropoda, Insecta, Diptera, Drosophilidae. The transcript is spliced from 2 exons. The record is from RefSeq and is a predicted model, not a curated record. The coding region runs from base 170 to 961 and encodes 263 amino acids.
UAUUUUUUCAUUUUAUUAACUAUUAUAUUAAUAGUAUAAUUUUAAAUAAUAUAAAGUAAAGUAAAUCAAUCAUACUGAAAGAUUAGCAACAUACUUCUAACGGAUUGGCCUUUUUUUUUUUUGAUAUCUGGCCUCACUGUCCUGAAUUGUUUAUAAAAUUUAUCCUAAAAUGCCAAAAGAUUCCGUCGAUAUUGUCAACAAAAGAACUAGGCUCCAUCGGAGGAAGCCAACCAUUUGGACGCGUGAAAAAAUAUCCAAACUUAUUGAACUCUACCGGGAAUCGGACUGUUUGUGGAACCACUACUCGGCGAAGUAUAAAAACAAAGAUUGCCGGGCAAAAGCCAUCGAGUACAUCUGCGAGUCCCUCGGAAUAACGAAGAUCGACUACGGCAAGAAGGUCCACAAUCUCCGGAAUCAGUUUAACUCCGAAUUAAAGAAGCUAGAACGUCGCUUGGAGGAGUCUGGCAGUUCCAGUCCCACGGUCGAGAAGACCUGCCGUUGGGAGCACUUCAACACGCUGAUGUUCCUGCGCUCGGUGAUAGAACCACGACCUGGUUACCAACAGACUCCCCAAUCCCAAUGCAAGAAAAUGAUCAACAAGCUUGACUACAGGAUAACCGCGAAGGAAGAAGAGCCUGUCCCAUCGUCAAUCGAGAACUUAGAAUCAAUAGUUUUUAAAAGUGCCAGCGAACCUAUACCAGCAGAAUCUUCACAGUCCACCAGUUUCAGGCCUCCAUCGGCCAGUAGGCUAGCAAUCAUGGAUACUACUGCCGUAUCAACGCCUGUCCAAAUCCCCACAACUAGCCGCGACCAAUGGGACGCGUUUGGUGAACUAAUUGCAAAUGAAUUCCGCAAUCUGAACUCUGACAUUUUUCGAAAACGAUUAAAACGUAAAAUAAUGCAAGUUAUGUUGGAAAUCGGUGAAGAGGAUGAUUUAGAAUACACCCGAAAGAAUAGCUGAUUUUAAUUAAAUGUCAGCGCUUGUACAUUUAAUGUGUAUUAAUAGUUAGUGUGUUUUAAGAAUGUUUAUUAUAGUUUAAAAAUUUAAAUAAAAGACAUUUUUAUUGAAUGAA